AAGCCAAAAUCCCUUUUGGGCCUCCUAGUGCGACCAGAAUCCCAAGUGCGGGAUGAAAUAGAUGAAGUACAGGCUUCUGUCAGGCAGCAAUUGGAUAAAGAACUCAUUCGUCUUUUUAACACGUCAUUAUUUUGUUCCAUGUCAGUGACUGACAGAGAGUGCUUGGAACUUGCUGGCUCUUUCAGAACUGAGCUGGCUCUGAAGCUGCUACAAUGUUUAAGGCUAACAGAUGCACCACGUUUUUAUGGACUUCCUUCACUGGAGAGAACAUUACGAGGAAUGGUUCAUGUUACUGCAUUUCCAGGAUGGAGUAACUAUUCUGCUGAAGUUGAACCUCUUACAAUUUGUAAGAAAUAUUUAACAAGUCUUCUUGAGGUCAUCUCAUCGUUUUAUGUUGAAUGGGGAGGAAAUGCUAUGUCCUUCAUGGGUAAAGGUGUUACGAAAAGCACAGUUCUUUGCUUACUUCACUUAUCUCAUGAAAUGACGGCUCAAGCCAAGGAUAUGGACUGGAUAUCUCUUUGGUCUUUGCCUUAUGAUAACAGUGAAGAACAAGUUCUUUCUCAGCUAGGUUUGGCAUGGCUGGUUCCUUUAUGGGUAGAUAGAGACCCUGAGGUAAGAUUUACAGCACUUGGAAUAGGAUCAGCUCUUACAUCUCUUGAAGUAGGAUGUAUAGCAUUAGCAGAAAGUUGCCAGAAUAUUUCAGGAGGUCUGUGGGGAACAGUGAUAAACAUCCUUCUGGAUCAGUCUGAAUGUAGCAUGGUACGCAGGGAGGCUGCUUUUAUUCUACAAAAUCUCCUUGUGAUUCCACUUCCUACUGAAGACAUGAAAGAUUGUAUUUGGCAAGGUCCAUGUGUACAUGAUGAAGAAUCUGGCCUCUCUCAGACAGGAAAACCUGCACUCAAGGCCCUUUUGUAUCACUGCCAGUUCUAUGAGCAUGUGAAGCAGAUGGUGAAACACUGUUACCUAGGAUGUUACAUGUUUGAUUUGAAUUCUUCCAAGGAAGACAACCUCAUCAUAAAAAAAGAUGAUAUAACUGAUUUUGAUGAUUCUCUUAAUCUUUGGAAGGCUCCAUCCAGUCAAAGCCAGUCUUCACAUUCUCAGUCAACAUCUGAAACGAUGAUUCUGUCUAUGUCACCAACACUGGGGACUGUUACUGAGCUUCAGGCAACAGUUCCAACAAAUUCAGUCAGUUUUAUUCCUGAAACUGUAGUUGAUCGGCUUAUGGCACAAGGUCAAAGCGAUACAACCACAACAGAAUCUCCAAGUCAACGUGAUUCUCCCAUGUCUGCUGCCCUUUCUAAACAGUGGGCUGUAGUCACACCUGCUCUUUUGUCAGCUGUUUGCAGCCUUCUGCACAACCUGCUGGUUGUCACUCCAGAAGAUACUGGAAUUGCUCUUCAAGAGGCACAUUUGCUAACAGCUCUCAGCAGUCUUGUAAGUGCUAAUCUGGUUGAGAGAUGUAUCUUGGAAGUGAAAGCUCCUUUGGGUCAUCCUUGCCAUGUAGAACAUGUAAAAGCUCAGGUAUUAUUACAACUUCAAUACUUGUCAUCUGUGUCCAGGCUUCUGAAAUCAUGUUUAUUGGUGGACUCUCAGCUUGUAAUCCAGGAUGAAGUGUUGAAACCUUUCUUGGGAAAUAUCUUUACAAUUCUCGCCAUUCGCUCGAAAGAUGGAUUAGAUACUGAGUUAACGUCUGUGCUUCAUGAAACAUGGGUAGACUUUUUCAGCCUUCUAAUUACAUUAUUGUGGAAGAGUGGCCAAAUAUCUUUUCCAUCUGUGACAGCAGCCCUUGCAAAUCAUUGUACAGCAAUAAUUGAUAACAUUUGUGAUUGUAUUCAUCUGUCAACCACACAUCCAUUAUGUGUGACUAGUUUACAGUUCCUCUCUGUCCUUUUGAAUGAAGAAGGAAGAAGACAGCUCCAAGAUAAAGAGAAUACAUGUCAGAAUCCAACUAUCAGCUUUCUUCUGGAUCACAUUGAAGGAUGCCAGGCAUCAGUAACUCAACUGACUGCAUUAAUUAUUCAGAUCUGUGAAAGAAAAUCUUCAAAGGAUGUGCUGAAAGAAGUUGCUACAAAUGCACUGCUGUCUCUUUUAGCUGUCAGUAAAAAUGCCCAGAAAUCUGCUUUGGAAGUUGACUUGAUAAACAGCUGUAUAGAAAACAUGAAACAUAUUCAUGCACAGCUGAAUUUGGAUUCCUUAAAGGCUGGGAAAACACAGAAAAAAAAGGAGGAUAACCUUAACAAACAGUUAAGGUGUUCUAUGCAGCUCCUCAGAAACUGCCUCUUUCAAAAUGAAGAAUGUAAAAUGGCAGCACUCAAAACUCACCUUGUUCCUGUUCUGCAUUCACUAUGGCCAUGGUUUUUAAUGGAUGACUCCUCAAUGCAAAUAGCUCUGCAUUUGCUUUGUGUCUACACUGCAAACUGUCCUGCAGGUUGUACUUCACUUUGUUGGGCCAGUGGUGGACAAUCAUCAUCACUUCCGUCUGCACGAAGUGCAGCUGGCAAUUCAUUAAUGCAUAACAUCUUGAAAUUGGCUUCCCAAGUGUCAAAUGAUAACAGCCCAAUUCAGCAGGUGGUCUUUUGUCUUCUUUCUAACCUUGCUUUGUCUCAUGACUGUAAAGGCAUUAUUCAGAAGAGUAACUUCCUGCAGAACUUUUUGUCUCUUUCGUUACCAAAAGGAAGUAAUAAAAAUCCUGGUAAUGUGUCUACUCUUUGGCUAAAGCUGCUACUGAACAUAUCUUUUGGAGAAGAUGGACAGCAGAUGAUUAUGAAGAUAAAUGGGUUUUUAGACCAGAUUGUGGAAAUGUGUAAAUACAAACACAAAAGCAGCCAACAUCUAGCACUUCUUAUUCUACAUAACAUAUGUUUUAAUACAACUAAUAAGCCAAAGAUAUUAGCUAAUGAUAAAGCGAUUGCAGUCCUGUCUGGCUGUUUGGAGAGUGACAGUUGUGGUGUUCAGAGAAUAGGAGCAGCUUCGCUUUGGGCUUUGCUUCACAACUAUCAGAAGGCAAAAGUGACUUUGAAGAAUCCAUCAAUAAGGAGAAUAAUAGAUGAGGCUUAUUCUUUAGCAAAGAAAACUAUUCCACAGCAAGAAGAAAAUGAGCUACAUGCCUACUAUUUAAAAUGCUUAGAGAAUAUAGUGCAGCUUCUUGAUUGUUAAUCAUCAUCAGAUGACUUCUUAUGUUGAAAGUGGACAGCUUACUAAAUGAGAGCCCAAAAUUUAAAGAAAACACUUCUAAUUCACGGAUCUGUAGCAGCAGCGUAUAUGCGAUGGAGGAAGCUUAUGAAGCCUUUGAGGAAGAAGUUCAUCACUUUGAACCAAAGAAAUCGCACUACACGCGGUAAUGUAAUCCCAACAGGACAUCAUAAUGAUGCUAUGUAUAGUAUGUACACAGAAGAAGGAAUGUACAGAUGAAAAGGAUGUGAAAAAUCAGUAAUUUUCCUAAAUUAUGCAUUGAAAUUGUUACUGUAAAGUAUUAGAAUUGCUGUUUUGCAUUGGUCUUAAUAAAG
Nestor notabilis (Kea) is the source of this 3506-nucleotide messenger RNA. RefSeq names its product rotatin (gene RTTN). The transcript has 23 exons. The annotation marks the transcript as partial. Lineage: Eukaryota; Metazoa; Chordata; Aves; Psittaciformes; Psittacidae. Gene Ontology annotation, biological process: ciliary basal body organization; centriole-centriole cohesion; centriole replication. Gene Ontology annotation, cellular component: centrosome; ciliary basal body; centriole. The record is from RefSeq and is a predicted model, not a curated record.